AUGGGCUCAGUCUCACCGGCUCACCCUGCCGAUCACAACUCACUACCAGCCGCCCAAUCAGCCACGGUACGCCACAUCUACGACUUUGUGGAGCAAUUCUUCCAAAAUCCCCAAUUCGACGCGUCGCACGACUUCCGGCAUGUAAGACGCGUGACCAGGACGGCCAUUGAGAUCUUCGAAGCAGAAAGGACUGCCAAUCCUGACUUGGACCUAUACACGAUCAUUCUGGGCGCCUUACUGCACGACGUCGAGGACAAGAAGUAUGCCCAAUCGAAGGACGCCAUCAAACUUGCCCUGCUCGAGGUUGGCAUGCCGGAAGCAGAAGCUUCUCGACUGCAGAGACUCGUAGAGGGCGUUUCGUACUCAUCGGAGAUCAAAGAUUCGGAGAAGGUGCGCCUGCUGAUUGCGGAGAUCCCAGAGCUCGCUGUAGUGCAGGACGCAGACCGGCUCGAUGCCAUCGGCGCCAUCGGGAUUGCUCGGUGCUUCACUUUCGGAGGCGCCAAAGAUACGAGGUCCCUUGAGGAGUCGGUAGAGCAUUUCCACGACAAGCUGUUCAAGCUGGAAGGCAUGAUGAAGACUGAGACUGGCAAGGUGUGGGCCGCUGAGAGGACCAGGGUCCUUCACGACUUCGUGGACUGUUGGAAUCGUGAGAUCAGGUGA
Cyphellophora attinorum is the source of this 660-nucleotide messenger RNA. RefSeq lists its product as uncharacterized. The record is from RefSeq and is a predicted model, not a curated record. NCBI's taxonomy places the organism in Eukaryota, Fungi, Ascomycota, Eurotiomycetes, Chaetothyriales, Cyphellophoraceae. Bases 1 to 660 code for a protein of 219 amino acids. The transcript has a single exon.